Molecule: messenger RNA, 2001 nt
Organism: Fraxinus pennsylvanica
Lineage: Eukaryota; Viridiplantae; Streptophyta; Magnoliopsida; Lamiales; Oleaceae
Source: the annotation of a GenBank genome assembly
AUGGAGUCUCUCAAUCGGCAAUCCUUCUUCAAAGAUAUCCAAUCGAGAGAACUCAAUGGAUUCCGAGUAAGAAAAAGACCGUAUUAUAUGGGGAACGAUUCCCAAGAUUUGGCUCCAACCGGGUCUGUUGCAGUGGAACACGACGGCGAUCUGUCACCUCCAAUGGCCCUGUCUUUCUGCAAGACAAAUAAAAAUGCCCACAUUCUCGCUCUCACCGACGAAGGGGGUUAUAUUGGACUGUACAAUACAAGGCAGAAGUUUCCGGAUUCCUCACAUUACGGAGAAAAUGCAGAAAAAGCCAAGGUGUCGGAGUGGGUUGCUCACGAUAAUGCCAUAUUCGAUAUUUGUUGGAUCAAGGAGGACACAAAUUUAUUAACAGCCUCAGGAGAUCAAAGUAUUAAGGUAUGGGAUACGCAAGAAAAGAAAUGCAUCAGAGCAUUAAUGGGACAUACUGGGAGCGUGAAGUCCAUUAGUUCCCAUCCCACCAAUCAGGAUCUUGUCGCGUCUGGUUCAAGAGAUGGGUCGUUUGCUCUAUGGGACACAAGGUGCUCCAAUACCUACCAGAAGCUUUGUGUAUCGCCAAUUAGUACUGUCCACCAGGCUCAUCUUUCUUGUGGUCGAAGAAGGUUUAGGCGUGGAAAGGCUGAGUCCAUGAGCAUCACAUCUGUUCUUUAUCUUAAAGAUGAAGUUUCCAUUGCUACGGCUGGAGCAGUUGACAGUGUUAUUAAGUUCUGGGACACUAGGCAUCUUAAAGGUCCAGUUACUCAAGCAUGCCCUCAGUCUGAAUCAAGUGCAAAGGAUAAGAGAUUACAUGGCAUAUCUAGCUUGUCUCAAGAUUUGAAUGGAGUAUUUAUCACAGCCUCGUGCAUGGAUCACAGAAUAUACAUGUAUAAUGUACUUCAGCUUGAAAUGGGGGCCAUAAAAACUUUCUCCGGAGGCCGAAUUGAAUCAUUUUUUGUUAAGUCAGUAAUCAGUCCUGAUGCAUCUCAUAUACUCAGUGGUUCCAGUGAUGGAAAUGCCUACAUAUGGCAGGUGCAUAAACCUUACAUGGAUCCUAUCACUUUGAAAAGCCACGACGGAGAAGUCACAGCUGUUGAUUGGUGUCCAUCAGAGAUGGGGAAAGUGGCAACCUGUUCAGAUGAUUUCACAGUCCGUUUUUGGGAUAUCCAAAGCAGUUAUUCAAACACAAGAUCUCCAUCCUCAAUUCGGAAGAGAGUCAUGGCAAUGCCAAGAAUGGAACGUAGAAAGCUGUUUGUAGAUGAGACGUCAUCUACAAAGAGUGACGCUGAAAGUCGAACAAAUGUUGUAUCCAAUAUUUACAUGUCCGGUUCAAGUAGAAUGCACGAAGUUGGUACCCCUGAAUCCCAGGAGAAAAGAAUUUCAUUUAAUUCUGAAGUAAAAGAAAAUUUAGAUAAAACUCCAGAAGCUAAAAUGAAAAGCCCUUCAUCCGUGCUAAACCCUCCUUCCUCAUUGAAGAGAAAGACAAUCCGAGACUACUUUCUGAUCCAUAAAAGCAGUAAAAUGGCUUCUUCCAGCUAUUCAAACCCUCCUUGUGCUGCCUGCAAAUUCUUGAGGAGAAAAUGCUUGCCAAGUUGCACUUUUGCUCCAUAUUUCCCCCCCGAGGAGCCGACAAAGUUUGCCAAUGUACACAAAAUAUUUGGGGCUAGCAAUGUUAGCAAAUUGCUGAAUGAAAUCCCCCCUCAUCAAAGAGAAGAUGCAGUAAACUCUCUGGCAUAUGAAGCUGAGGCGCGAUUGAAAGAUCCUGUUUAUGGCUGUGUUGGAGCAAUAUCUGUUCUUCAAAGGCAAGUCCUUCAUCUUCAAAAGGAAUUAGAUGCUACAAAUGCUGAUUUGAUGCAAUAUGCGAACAAUGAUGCAACAUAUUCAUAUGGAGUUAUGUCCAAUUCAACGUUGUAUAAUGGAGGAGAGUCGAAUCUCGGAUCGAAUCUUCCGUAUGCUUCUCCAUGGAACAAUAGCUCUUCAAAUGAUUCCAAGAGCAUGUAA